UCUAGAACCUCUCUAUCUUCUUCCUCAGUCAGUCCCUCCUCUACCUCUGCAACACCCAUCUUCAAGUCACUUUUUAUCUUCAACAAGCGUCAUGGGCAAGAUCAAGAUCGGGAUCAAUGGGUUUGGAAGAAUCGGUCGAUUGGUGGCCAGAGUAGCUUUGCAGAGGGAUGAUGUUGAACUUGUUGCCGUUAACGAUCCCUUUAUCUCUGUGGACUACAUGACAUAUAUGUUUAAGUACGACAGUGUUCAUGGUCAUUGGAAGCAUCAUGAGCUUAAAGUGAAGGACGACAAAACCCUUCUUUUCGGUGAGAAGCCUGUGGCUGUUUUCGGUUCCAGGAACCCUGAAGAGAUCCCAUGGGCCCAAACCGGAGCCGAGUACGUCGUGGAAUCCACCGGAGUUUUUACCGACAAGGAUAAGGCUGCUGCUCAUCUGAAGGGUGGUGCUAAAAAGGUGAUCAUUUCGGCUCCCAGUAAGGAUGCACCCAUGUUCGUCGUUGGUGUGAACGAGAAGGAAUAUAAGAAGGACCUGCACAUCGUUUCGAAUGCUAGUUGCACCACCAACUGCCUUGCCCCCCUUGCUAAGGUUAUAAAUGAUCGUUUUGGUAUUGUUGAGGGUCUUAUGACCACCGUGCACUCUAUUACCGCUACACAAAAGACUGUUGAUGGACCAUCAGCCAAGGACUGGAGAGGUGGAAGAGCUGCUUCAUUCAACAUCAUUCCUAGUAGCACUGGUGCAGCUAAGGCUGUAGGAAAGGUGCUCCCUCCGUUGAACGGGAAGUUGACGGGGAUGUCCUUCCGUGUCCCAACUGUGGAUGUAUCCGUUGUCGAUCUGACUGUCAGACUGGAAAAGUCUGCGACCUACGAUCAAAUCAAAGCCGCCAUCAAGGAGGAAUCAGAAGGAAAGCUGAAAGGGAUCUUGGGUUACACCGAUGAAGAUCUGGUGUCCACAGACUUUGUGGGAGACAGCAGGUCGAGCAUAUUUGAUGCAAAGGCAGGAAUCGCGUUGAAUGACAACUUUGUGAAGCUGGUUGCGUGGUAUGACAACGAGUGGGGUUACAGCUCCCGUGUGGUCGAUCUGAUUGUUCACAUGGCGUCUGUGGAGUAAAUUUUGGGAGAAAAAUGGUGGUGAAGAAUAGGAAGUGUAAUAAAGUGGUGGGUAGUGUAGAAGCUACUACCUUUUGGCUGUGUGUAUUGUUGGUUGGUGUUGUGUUGUUAUUAGAACCUUGCUCUGCUAUGCUGCAUUGUAAUUCUAUACUUCAUUUUGAGGUAAUAUUCUAUCCUUCCGUUGCUUUUUUGCU
Cynara cardunculus var. scolymus (artichoke) is the source of this 1298-nucleotide messenger RNA. RefSeq names its product glyceraldehyde-3-phosphate dehydrogenase, cytosolic. The record is from RefSeq and is a predicted model, not a curated record. Lineage: Eukaryota; Viridiplantae; Streptophyta; Magnoliopsida; Asterales; Asteraceae. Gene Ontology annotation, biological process: glucose metabolic process. Gene Ontology annotation, molecular function: NAD binding; oxidoreductase activity, acting on the aldehyde or oxo group of donors, NAD or NADP as acceptor; NADP binding. Bases 92 to 1105 code for a protein of 337 amino acids. The transcript is spliced from 12 exons.